Molecule: messenger RNA, 813 nt
Organism: Populus nigra (black poplar)
Lineage: Eukaryota; Viridiplantae; Streptophyta; Magnoliopsida; Malpighiales; Salicaceae
Exons: 2
Coding region: 301-579 (92 amino acids)
Source: RefSeq, a predicted model, not a curated record
UCCGUCACCUGUCGGUGCACGUUGAUAAUAACACCUACUACUAUAUACUUUGAUGAAUAUGGCACAAAAACUCUGAUAUUCUCUCAACCCUAAACCCGCCUUGUCCUUCUCUUUAAAAAGGACUGUAUGCUGUCUGUCUGUGGUGCUUGUUGAAAGUGAAAACCCCCCAACAAAAAAAGUGAGGAGGAGAAGGAAAGUGAAGGUCUGGCCGGGUUAAAGAGCAUAGCUGUGAGAGUUGUUGGUGGGUUCAGUAGGAGAAGGAAAGCCAGGACGAAGAAAAUUAAAGUUGAAGAUAAGUUGAUGGAUUUGUGGCAUAAGAUGAUCUUCCCUGUUAGGAGAGUUUGGCUUUCUGUUUCUGCUCGUGUCAAAGCUCGCAAAAAUGGUGCUAAUCUUCUGAAGCUUCACAAUGAUGUACAGACAUGUGGAUAUGAAGAUGUGCAAGUGAUGUGGGAAAUUCUAAGGAGAUCGGAAUCAGAGCUGAUGGCAAGUCAUCCAAAGCGCAAGCAACGGCCUUUUUGGAGAGUUUUUGUAUGGUCUAACCACAGUGCAGCCUCAUCCUUCUCUGCAAAUCACUCCUGAUACAAAACUCCUGCUUGAUAUUAUGUAAGAAUAAUAUGCUGCCUUUGUCUUUCAACUCGACAUGGGCAUUCAUCAUUUGCUAUCCAACGGCCGUCAUUGCAGUAGCAUGGUACAGAGCUGUUGCAGGGGUAUCCAAAUCGGUACAAUAUGAAUGUGUCAAGUUUACCUUAUAGCGAGUAAACAACUAUCAGUUACAUAAUGUGCCUUCUGUAAAUACACAAUGUUUUGUCAUAA